Ixodes scapularis (black-legged tick) is the source of this 1342-nucleotide messenger RNA. RefSeq names its product mitochondrial genome maintenance exonuclease 1. Lineage: Eukaryota; Metazoa; Arthropoda; Arachnida; Ixodida; Ixodidae. Gene Ontology annotation, molecular function: single-stranded DNA exodeoxyribonuclease activity. Gene Ontology annotation, cellular component: mitochondrion. Gene Ontology annotation, biological process: mitochondrial DNA replication. The coding region runs from base 9 to 1310 and encodes 433 amino acids. The record is from RefSeq and is a predicted model, not a curated record. The transcript is spliced from 4 exons.
CAGCUGUCAUGGCCGUCAACAUAGUCGCCCUUGCCGAAGUUCCUAAACAUUUUCAGCGUUUGGGAAAAAAUGUGUCCUUAUGCGGACGCGCCUGCGUCCGCCCCAAAUCGACGAAAUCGCCAAAGACCACAACCGUGUGUCAAGAGUACGACGGCGUCACGAGAACCCCCGUUGAAACGGUGAACGCCGCGACGGCGAUCAAGAGGCUCAACUUCGAAAACCUGUCCCUCUUCGGACCCGUGCUCAAGUCGACGAAACAGCGGAACCUCGACGCCCGAAUCGGCAUGAGACUGAGCUACCUGGACGAACGGGUGCCGCGUCGCGUCAGGACGCCCAAACUCGCCUACGAAGAGCAGCUCAAGUCGGCUCGAAAGGUUCGCGUGAUCGAGACUGGUUACCGCGACCUCCCCGAAGUCGAGUACGCGGACUCGGCUCAGGCGCAGCAACUCGAGGCGAUUCGUGCCGAAAAAGAAGCGAUCAAAGUCGGAAGAUUCGUCCGGAAAGACGUCCCGCCCUCCGGGGCCGCGUUCCAUAUUCCCAGGGACCGUAGCGAUAAAGAGGUGACUUUGGACUUCCCCAUCUUUAAUUUCCUUAGGGACGACAUCGCCGCCGCGACCGUCGAUGAGACUGGUGACGGUGCUGUUUCAUUGGAGACAAAGACGGAGGUCUCGUCGGGUUACCCGAGCGUCACAGCGAUCCUCAGGGACACGAUGGAUCCCCUGUCGAGGCGCAGGCUCGAGCUGUGGAAGGAAAGGAUGGUGGCGGAACUUGGGCAGGAGGGAUUUGACAUCUAUCAACAGCUGCUCCUGAACCGGGGAAAAUCGCUGCACCGCAGCAUCCACGAGCUCCUAAGCGGGCGUCCCAGGGACGAGGUGUCGGUGGAGCCCGAAAACGAGGGACACUGGGCGAGCGUGAGGGCUCUGCUCGAAGAGAUCGGUCCGGUUCGCUACCUGGAGACACCGGUGUCCCACCCCCACCUGAUGUAUAGUGGCAUCGCAGACUGCGUUGCCACGUACAGGGACGAGCUGGUGCUAAUCGACUGGAAGACCUCGAAGAAACCGAAACCCCGGUUGUCAGACACCUUCGACAAUCCGCUUCAGGUGGCCGCCUACAUCGGAGCGCUUAACUACGACGACAACUACAAGAUCCAGGUGAAGGACGCCCUGAUCGCGAUUGCUUACGAAGACGGGAGUCCGUGCCAGGUGCAUCGCAUGGGACCCGCCGUCUGCCAAAGGAACUGGGAGCGCUGGCUGCAGAGGCUGAGGAGCUACUGGGACCUGGUCUCUCAGGACACGCGAGCCUCCUUGUAGGAAGUUGUCACAUAAACGUCUGCCGCCAGUUC